AUGUUCGCCCUCGCGCCCGCGUUCGCGCCUCGCGCGCCCGCGUCUGGCGCGCCUCGCGCGUCUGGCGCGCGUCGCGUCGUCGUCGCGCGCGCCGCCGCGCCGUCGCCGUCGUCGUCGUCGUCGUCGCGUCGCGUCGCGCUCGCGCUCGCGUCGUCGCUCGCGGCGUUCCUGCGCCCGCGCGCGAGCGACGCGGCGUACGGCACGAGCGCCGGGGGUUCGAGCGACACCGACGCGAGCGACUUGACGUGGGGCACGUUCUACGGCGCGGCGAACCCGCCGGCGACGUACGGGACCACGGGCGGGACGACGAAGUCGCUGGCGAAGUACUCGUACGACGUGCCGAGCUCGUGGGUCGAGGAAGCGACGACGAAGGUGGAGAAGGGAAGCGGCGGACAAGACUCUCGAUGGGUGAAGAGAGGCUCGCGAGGAGAGGAAAAAGCGUACCUGCUGACGCUGAACAGGGCGGGUCAGGAUGGGGCGGCGUUCGAGCUCACGGACGCGUCGCUGCAAGCCGUGGCGGGAGCGCUCAGCGAGAUGCAAGAUUCGAUCGCGUCGGGACGCGUGACGAGUCGACGCGAUACCGAGGACGGUAGGGAGUACGCGCUGUUCGAUGUCGACGCCGAUCGAAAGUACACGGUGAAGAUCUCGAUCGACAACACCGGGAGACUGUUCGCGUUCGUCGUCACGGCGCCGGCUUCGCAGUUUAAUCGCGAUAAAAAGGUGCUCGAUAGAAUGGUGGAUUCGUUUCGGAUUUACACCAGCGCGUCUCAGUUUGUGUAA
Molecule: messenger RNA, 780 nt
Organism: Ostreococcus lucimarinus CCE9901
Lineage: Eukaryota; Viridiplantae; Chlorophyta; Mamiellophyceae; Mamiellales; Bathycoccaceae
Exons: 1
Coding region: 1-780 (259 amino acids)
Source: RefSeq, a predicted model, not a curated record